AUUGUCUCUCAUAGCCUUAUUAUUAUUUUCUUUCUUAUCUCUUUCCCACUCCUUACCCCUCUCCACAAGAGAAAGAUGGAUCAUAGACGCUCGAACAGGCCAGAGGGUGAAGCUGAGCUGCGUCAAUUUGGUGUCCCACGCACAGUCCAUGGUGGCGCAAGGGCUUGACAAGCGGCCGUUGAAGGACUUGGCGGCCGAGAUCAGCCGCCGCCAGUUCAACUGUGUGCGGCUGACCUGGUCGACUCACAUGUUCACCCGCUUCCCCUUGAUCAAGAUGGGCGACGUCUUCGAUGGCCUCGACAUCACCGACGUCAAGAGCGGAGUGCAGAAGAACAACCCUGACAUACUGAACAUGACCGUGGCAGAGGCCUUCAACACCGUGGUUGAUGGGCUCGGUGCCGAGGGCAUUAUGGUUUUUCUCGACAACCACAUUAGCCAGCCGCGAUGGUGCUGCUCUCUUAACGAUGGCAAUGGCUUCUUCGGAGAUCGCAAUUUUGACCCUAAUGAAUGGCUCAAAGGCUUGGCCUUUGUGGCUAGGAAGUUCACUCACAAUCCCCAUGUGGUGGCAAUGAGCCUAAGAAAUGAGCUACGAGGCCCAUUUACAAACACUGAAGUUUGGUACAAAUACGUGAGAUUAGGGAGCCAUUUGAUCCAUAGAAUAAAUCCAAAUCUUCUAGUGGUGAUUUCAGGUGUAAACUAUGACAAUGACCUAAGUUUCUUAAAACAAAGGCCUUUAGGGUACAACCUACGCAACAAAGUAAUAUUGGAGGCUCAUCUCUACGCCUUCAGCGGCGACCCCGAAAGCAAGUUCACAACCAAGCCACUCAACCUAAUUUGUGACCAAAUAAUGCAGAAGUUCGAAAGGGAAGCCGGGUUUGUCACGGAUGAUAAAGCAUAUCCUUUGUUUCUAAGCGAAUUCGGAUACGAUCAGACAGGCAGCGACCCGGCUCAAAAUCGGUUCAUGAGUUGCUUCUUGGCUCGUAUAGCGGAGAAGGAUAUAGACUGGGCCUUGUGGGCUUUCCAAGGAAGCUAUAUGUAUAGACAAGGGCACGAAGACCCGGAGGAAACUUUCGGUGUCAUGGAUGCCUCUUGGACUAAAGAUCGAAACCCUAAACUCGGUCAAUUGCUUCAGCUCGUCAAGAGAAUAAACCAAGAUCCAAAUUCAAAAGCUGCAAUGUCAUACAUAAUGGUACAUCCAGUGACAGGGGAAUGCAUGAAACCGGACGGCAAGGGAGGAAUCGAACUCGGCAACUGCACGGCGCCGAGCCAGUGGAGCCACGGCGGCGAUGGAACUCCGGUGAAGUUGGUGGCAAAUGGGCAGUGUCUGAAGGCCGCCGGAGAAGGGAAACCGCCGGUGGUCUCCGACGACUGCUCCGGCGAAGGAAGCAACUGGACGGCGGCUUCCAAGUCGAAGCUUCAUUUGGCCACCAAAAUCGGCGGCGAGAAUCUGUGCUUAGAAAAACAAUCCGAUUCUUCAAUGGCAACAAAGAAAUGCAUCUGUAUUGGAGAUGAUUGGAACUGCUUGGACGAUCCUCAGAGCCAGUGGUUCAAGCUUGUUCCAACUAAUGUUGCUUAAUUAGUUUGGUUUUUUAAUUACA
Messenger RNA from Momordica charantia (bitter melon), 1598 nucleotides. Its product is annotated as glycosyl hydrolase 5 family protein. NCBI's taxonomy places the organism in Eukaryota, Viridiplantae, Streptophyta, Magnoliopsida, Cucurbitales, Cucurbitaceae. Gene Ontology annotation, molecular function: hydrolase activity, hydrolyzing O-glycosyl compounds. Gene Ontology annotation, biological process: polysaccharide catabolic process. The record is from RefSeq and is a predicted model, not a curated record.